This is a messenger RNA of Saprolegnia parasitica CBS 223.65, 2055 nucleotides long. RefSeq lists its product as hypothetical. Gene Ontology annotation, molecular function: long-chain fatty acid-CoA ligase activity. Lineage: Eukaryota; Oomycota; Saprolegniomycetes; Saprolegniales; Saprolegniaceae. The record is from RefSeq and is a predicted model, not a curated record. Gene Ontology annotation, cellular component: membrane; endoplasmic reticulum. The transcript is spliced from 5 exons. Bases 1 to 2055 code for a protein of 684 amino acids.
AUGGUGACAACGACGACGACGACGACGCUCGUGGCGUCGGCAGCGGCCGUCGGCCUCGGCGCGCUCGCGCUCAACGCGUUGCUGCCGUCGCCCGAGGUCACGACCCGCCCCGACGUCUUUAGCGCGCCAGACGAGGCCUCGGCGACGCCCGGCAGCGGCCCGAUCUACCGCACGGCCACCCCACUGAGCGUCUCGGCGCCGUACGAGACGAUGCUCGCCGUCCUUGACGCCCAAGUGGCCAAGUAUCCGGAUGCCAACUUCCUCGGCCACCGACCGCUUGACGCCAACGGCGAGGCCGGCGCGUACGUGUGGGCCUCGUACGCGACGGUCUAUGCGCGCGUCCAAGCGUUUGCGUCCGGCCUCUUGCACGAGCAGCUCCUCGCGCCGACGCCCGACGGCCUUCGCGUGCUCUGCGUCUACAUGAAGAACUGCCCCAACUGGAUCGUCGCCGAGUACGGCGCCUUCUACGGCGGCGCGACCGUCGUGCCGCUCUAUGACACGCUCGGGGCGUCCUCGACGGCGUUCAUCCUCCAGCACACGCACGCGAGCACGGUCGUGUGCUCCCGCAACGAGCUCCCGGCCCUCCUCCGCGUCCGGUCGUCCGUGCCGUCGCUGACGACGGUGAUCCUCAGUGGCGACGUGACGCCCGACGACGAGGCCAGCGCGCGUGCUGCCGGCGUGCACCUGACAUCGAUGGCCGCGAUCGAAGCCAUUGGCGCCGCUCACCCUGCGCCGCGCGCCCCGCUCGCCGCCAGCGAUAUGGCCAUCCUCAUGUACACGAGCGGCACGACCGGCGAUCCGAAGGGCGUGCCGCUCACGCACGCCAACAUCCUCUUGUGCUCGUGCUCGAGCGACGCGCGCAUCAAGUACCGCAAGUCCAAAGCCGCGCUGGAAGACCACCCGAUACAUCUCUCGUACCUGCCGCUGGCGCACAUUGCCGAGCAGCUCGCCAAGACACUCACGCUGCGCCACGGCGGGUCCCUCGGGUUCUACCAAGGCGACCCGCUCAAGCUCAUUGACGACCUCAUCGCGUUGCGCCCGACCAUCUUCGCCAGUGUCCCGCGCCUCCUCAACCGCGUGUACGACAAGGUCGUUGGCGCCGGCCUCAGCGCAGGCGGCCUCAAGGGCUGGCUCUUUGCGACCGCGCUCGCGACCAAGCUCGCGAACCUCGAGCGCGGCAUCACGUCGCAUUGGCUCUACGACCGCCUCAUCUUUGAAAAGAUUCGCGCCAAGCUCGGCCUGGACCGUGUUCGGUUUGUCAUUACGGGCUCGGCGCCGCUCUCGUCGGACGUGGCGUCCUUCUACCGCGUGCUGCUCGACUGCCCGGUCGUCGAAGGCUACGGCCAAACCGAGUGCACGGGCGGCGCGACGGCGUCGGAUCCGCGGGAUUUCUCCGCCGGCAACGUCGGCGCACCCUUCGCGUGCGUCGAGAUGAAGCUCGUGUCGGUGCCCGACAUGGGGUACAAUGUGACCGAUACCGUCCACGGCGACUUGCACGUCGCGGGCCGCGGGGAGAUCUGCUACCGUGGCGCGACCGUCUUCAGCGGCUACUUUAAGAACCCCGCAUUGACAAAAGAAGUGCUCGACGAGGAUGGCUGGCUGCACUCGGGCGACAUUGGCGUCUGGACCCUCGACGGCCGGCUCAAGAUCGUCGACCGCAAGAAAAACAUCUUCAAGCUCUCGCAGGGCGAGUACGUCGCCCCCGAGAAGAUCGAAAACAUCAUUGCGUCGAGUGUCUUUGUGAACCAGUCGUUCGUCUAUGGCGACAGCUACCACGCGACGGUCGUCGGGGUCAUCCUCUGCGCCGACCCCAAGAUUAUCGCGCACGUCCUGACCGACAUCCAGCGAGUUAGCAAGACGAGUCAGCUGCUGGGCUUCGAGACGCUCCGUGCGAUUGCGCUGCGCCCAGAGCUCUUUACAAUCGAGGAAGGCCUCGUGACGCCGUCGCUCAAGCUCAAGCGGCAAGCGGCCAAGAAGAUCUUUGGCGACGUCCUUGAUCGCCUCUACGUCGAGACCAAGGACACGGUUGCCGGCAAGCAAAUCAAACAGCAGUAG